ACGAAUUAUUAAUGAAUGGCUUCAAAUUUCUCCCUAUAAAUGGACAUGGUAAAUUGAGUUACGGCCAGGCCUGAAGUAUCUCAGACAAAGUUGAAUUAAGCAGCAUGGCUGGUUUUAACUUUCUCUUGGUAUGUAAAUUGGCAGCAAUUGUUGCUACCUUUGUCCCUAUACAUGCACAAGCACAACUCAGUCCCAAUUUCUACGAUCAGCUGUGCCCCGCUGCAUUACCGACCAUCAGAGACGUCACCAGCCAGGCCGUUCUACAACAGCCACGCAUAGCACCAGCACUGCUCCGUUUGCACUUCCAUGACUGCUUUGUCCAAGGCUGUGAUGGAUCGAUUCUCCUGGAUGACACCCCCGGCUUCACUGGUGAAAAAACAGCCUUACCCAACUUGAAUUCUGUCAGGGGUUUUGAUGUAGUUGACCGUAUCAAAACAGCAGUUAAUGCUGCUUGCGGAGGCAAUGUUGUCUCAUGCGCCGAUAUCUUAGCUGUUGCAGCUCGUGAUUCCGUUAACCUUCUGGGGGGUCCUAACUACACAGUUUUAUUGGGGCGAAGAGAUGCAAGAAAUGCAAGCAGGGAUGAGGCAAAUAGCAGGCUUCCUCCCCCGUUUUUCAAUUUCACUCAGCUUCUUGCCAACUUCGAAUCCCAGGGUUUAGACGGAAAGGACUUGAUUGUCCUGUCCGGCGCCCACACCAUGGGAUAUGCUAGGUGCACCACCUUCCGUGGCAGGAUUUACAACGAUUCCAACAUAGAUCCCAACUUUGCUGACUUACGAAAGCAGACUUGCCCAAUGAGUGGAGGAGAUAACAAUACAGCGCCACUUGAUGUUGCAACUCCAAUACGAUUUGAUACACAGUACUUCAGGGGUUUACUACAAUUUAAGGGCCUCCUCCACUCUGAUCAAGAGCUCUUUACUGGGAAUGGUGCUGCUGGUGAUGCCCUCGUGCGAUACUACAGUAGUAAUACUGAGGCCUUCUUUGCGGAUUUUGGCGCUUCCAUGAUUAAGAUGGGUAAUCUGCGUCCUCUUACCGGCGCUAAUGGAGAAAUCCGGCAGAACUGCAGGAGAGUUAAUUAAA
Molecule: messenger RNA, 1077 nt
Organism: Durio zibethinus
Lineage: Eukaryota; Viridiplantae; Streptophyta; Magnoliopsida; Malvales; Malvaceae
Product: peroxidase RIP1-like
Biological process (GO): hydrogen peroxide catabolic process; response to oxidative stress
Molecular function (GO): heme binding; peroxidase activity
Source: RefSeq, a predicted model, not a curated record